Molecule: messenger RNA, 552 nt
Organism: Paracoccidioides brasiliensis Pb18
Exons: 2
Coding region: 1-552 (183 amino acids)
Source: RefSeq, a predicted model, not a curated record
AUGCCAAACAAAGAAACUAUUCAACUUGCAAUUAAGGAUUUAAGAGCUGAAAAGGUCAAAAAUUACACUGCAACUGCUAGGAAGCACUCAAUUAAUAAGGAAACACUGCACUGGUAUUAUAAUGGCUUGCAACUCAUGCAGGAUGAAGCAGCCUUCCAACAUAAGAAGAAGCUCUCAAAUCAGCAAGAACAAAUGCUUCUGCUUCAUAUAGAGGAGUUUGCAGCUCACAGCUUUGCUCCUACACCUCAAAUCAUUCAAAAUCUCAUUGUGGAAAUCAUCAAAGAACCUGUUGAAAUCCACUGGGUGAGAUGUUUUACUGAGUGCUAUAAGCCUCAAAUUCAAAGAAUUCAUGUCCAUGGCAUUGAUCAAAAACACAAGAUAGCAGAUAAUUCUACUCAUUUUGAGCAUUAUUUCCAGCUAUUGAAUGAGAAGAUCAAAAAAUACAAUAUUGAGCCAUCAAAUAUCUACAAUUUUGAUGAAAAGGGCUUCUUAAUUGACAUUGACCAGGCUACUAAGCAGAUCAUUCCAGUUGAAGCUAUGAAGGCAAAGUGA